Umbelopsis ramanniana AG is the source of this 1837-nucleotide messenger RNA. RefSeq lists its product as uncharacterized. Gene Ontology annotation, biological process: negative regulation of transcription elongation by RNA polymerase II. Bases 73 to 1758 code for a protein of 561 amino acids. The transcript is spliced from 14 exons. Gene Ontology annotation, molecular function: RNA binding. Gene Ontology annotation, cellular component: NELF complex; nucleus. Lineage: Eukaryota; Fungi; Mucoromycota; Umbelopsidomycetes; Umbelopsidales; Umbelopsidaceae. The record is from RefSeq and is a predicted model, not a curated record.
AGAUCCUACAAAAAAUUGAACCGUACUAUUUUAUGGCCAUUUUCUGAGAUACGCGUAGAUCGCCGUACAAGAAUGACGGAUUUUCAGGACAAAGGAAAGGCCUUGGAGCAAAAGCAUCGUGCUUUAGCUUCUCAAGAUUCUAUAUUAGAGCCUAAUAUCAAUCAAGUACUAUCCGACUUUUUGACUCUGGGAGGACGUCCAAUGGAUGUUGUUUCUUGUCUAUCAGAAUCAUAUGUCGGGUUGCCCACGCUUUGCAAUACUGCAGGAGAAUGGGGUAAAGACCUGGGGAUAAACAGUCAAGACUUGAUGAGAGAUGUUAUCAAAGGAAUGCUUUUGGAUCGCUUCGAUUCUGCUGCAGUAGAUACCAAAUUUAUGGGUGCUGAGACUCGACCACAGUGGCUAGAUGCUAUGAUACAAGACCCUUAUUGGCGUAAAAUACUAUAUGAACUCUCUGAAAAGCACCAGAGAUGUGAUCUGUUAAAUCUCGCCAUUCAGAUGAUCGCCGAUGCGGGUUACCAAGGAGAAAUAGUGAAAGUUGCAACAGCAUCAACAUACAUUGGUGUCUUUAAUGACGUUUUGAAGGACUCGCUUGAACGAUUAAUACAGGAAGACGACAUUGGUUUGGAUGAAAAUUUACCAGAUUUAGUCCGCGUUUGCUGUCAACAUGAGCAAACGUACCUCUAUUCACAAAUACUUCUAAAGCGGCUGGCCGAUCAACCAGGCGGAGAAGCAUUUCGUAGAAUUUCUAAAGCUCUAGAAACCAAUGCACUGACAAAGGGAGAUGAUCAUAUGAUAAGCACAUUGCGAACGUACCUUUGGGAGCUGCCACCUGCCUUGACCUCCCCGAUAACAGCCAUCCUGCAGAAUAAGCACGCAUCACCAGGAGAUGUUAUUGCACUUUAUAGGCAGUACACAUCUCCUACUCCUCCAUCAGUCCGAUUUCUAUGUGACUCACAAUUGCUCGAUAUUUUGUUGAAAGCAAUAUUUGUUCCGAAAUCUGGUCAAGCACCGAAACUCGAAAUCCAGGAAAAGAUAAUAUAUCUAAUCGCUUAUGCCGUCACUGUACUUGACACAGAGCCGAAAAAUGGUGAGGAAAUCGCCAGUAUUUGCGAAAAGUUAAAGCUUCUCUCGGUCGCCUUGACUAAGAAGUCAAGCGGCGCAACUUUGUCUGGUGCGAUAGGGACAAUCUUAGAGCUCAUGGACACACCCAUAGUAUCUAUGGCAUUGUUGUACUGGACGUCUUGGCUGUUGACUGAAACGUCUUGGUAUGAAACUUAUUAUCGUUCUGCUGUUGUGCCUGUACCACACCAGAUCCUGGAAGAAAUUGCCUAUCGACAUCCUCUUCAGCGGCCAUUUGUCUUCCAGGUACUUCAAAAUAAUCUGACGGUUGAAGUUAAGAACCUCAGCCCCGAAAUUAUGAUGGCCUUGCGUAGGACUUUAUUGGACCGGAUGAUAUAUCUUGUCCAGCUUGGCUAUGUAUUACCAGUCCUAAAGUACAUCAAGCGCAUCAGCAGCAGCGUUGACGAAAGCUUGAUUGUACAUACCAUAAAAAUGAUCCUGGAUAUGGCCGAAGCUCCAUACUCGAACGAAUUUAUUGACCUGAUUGUUGAAAUUAUCGAACCAAUAGCGGAGUCAUUGGAUAAGGCUAUGGAGGUGAAAACCGUAGUUUGGGAAUUUCUUAAUACUGCGCUGAACAGAGAGGACCCUAUCAACCCCGAUACUAGAGAGAUCAUCAUAUCAUUACAAAGAAGAUUCUAGUUGAUGUUAAUGAAAUAAUGUAUAUAGUUUUGUCCUCUACGUCAAAUGCAUAGGUUAAAAAAAAACCGCUAUAUUACAA